UCCUUCUUGGCGUCUCAGUAACUGUUCUCGUUUCAAAGUAGCCACCGGAGUGGGCCGGGCGACUCAGAAGAGCCAUGUCCGCUCGCAGGCGGUCGGGCAGGCUCAUGGCAGCUCCGCGGGUAACGAGGCGUUCCCUGCGCCUGGAGAAGGUCAAUUUCCAAGAGUAUAAAGGAUUCCCUGCUCCGGAUGUGGCAACGCCUCGAACUCUAUUCCGGAAAGUCCUGCAGACCCAGCCAAUAGCCUCCCCUCUUGUUCCUGAAAAGGCUGAUUCCCCCAAACCAGUGGAGACAACGUUCCAGAUCCCUUCAAGGAAUGCUGCUGACAGCAACCUAGAGAUAAGUUUGUCUGACCCUGUUCCCAAAGAGACGCUUCGGCCUGCGCUUCUCAGAAAUGGGAAGAAGAAGAAAGUCCGGCUGUCUGAGUUUGAGAGAGGUCUGGCUAAGCAACUUCCCUCCACCACAGCGAAGUCAUUCUUGGACAACACAUCUCUGACUGGAUCUCUUCAGGUCUCCCUUGGAACCCCAGUUUCACCACCGCCCGAUGGAAAAAGAGGCUUAAUCCGCAGGCCUAAGAGUUACAAAGGGGUUAAUGUGAUGACUUUCGAAGGAGGCAUGGAACAAAACUUGCAGCAAAUAAAAGGCGCACAAAACCACUAUGUAGGCUUGCAUGUUUCAGACCGAUCGAAUGCCACAGAUACUAUGCAGGCUGACACAGAACUCUUUGCCCAGUCUCAACUCAGUAGUCAGAACAGACCGGGGCUUCCUGUUCCCCCAUCUCAGCCUGCUUCUGCAAGGAAGUCUUUACCCCAGGAGAACACGCUGUCCUCUGCUGCAGACCUUCAGAUACCUCAGCAGGGUGCAGACUCUGAUAUGGACGUUGGUGUGGCAUGGCAGGACCAAAAAGACAUUUCGAUGCCAAGCUUUGAAUGUGCUGAUGGCACGGAAGAUGUGCCCGAGGGAAGAACUGAGAGUCCAAGGGAAGAUGAACAUGAGAGAGAGCAAGCUAUCGAGAGAGGAAUGGUGUCAACACCCACCACUAGAGAUGCUCCUGAGAUGGAUGCUGUGCCCCAGCAAAGCUCACUGUCCCCAGAGAGAGAGCAGCAAGAGAGCUUGAAUGGAAACCAUCUCACGGAGCGAGAAGAGAGCCUGCAUUCCAAUAAUCUUGUGGAGCUACAUUUGAGUCCCGAGGAGCCUCUGUCUAGUGGUAUUUCUACACCUAAGCCAUCCUCACUGGUUGAUGAUAAACUCUCAGCGGUACCCACAGGCAGCCUGCGUGCCUUUGUGCAAGAAAAGCCUACCAAGCGUUCGGUGAAAGCAAUAGUGGCACACAUAAUCGAGGAGUUGGAUAGAAACAUGGCUCCACAUGUUGUGGAUCAGGGUGUGUCGGGAGCAGACCUAGAAAAGGAGCCUUCCCCCAGCAAAGAGGCUGCUCAGAUUUCUCAAAGGACUAGAACUGGGAGUCUGACGAGGAGUGUAAGUGGACGGGAUGCUGAGCUGUUAGAGAGGGAAGCUUUAGAAGAUGGAGCAAUUCAGCAAUCUGGAAGUAAACCAAGAGAAGUGUCGGUCUUGGAAAGCGAAGCAGCUGUGGUGUCUGAAAUUGAAAUGGAACCUGAAGUUGAGGAUAUAUCAGAGGCUGAAAUGGACUCUGAGGAUAAUGAGCCUCCAGUGAAGACACCAGCGUUUGUACGCCUGAAAGCCUUCCAGUGUUCCCCGUUGCUGUCCAGCCCAUACACUCUAAAAGUGGCUGCCUCCAAGUCUGCUUCAGAACAGCCGUCAAAGAAGCAAAUCCCAAAAGAAUCUAAGAAGGCACGCAGAGCAAAACGUGAGCCGGGUCUCUCCAGCAACUGGGUAAAAAAGAUAUUCAGCCACUAUGCAAGGAUGCCGGUGGCUAAAGAUGCUUUCCAGGCUGUGGAGAAGUGUGUGAACCUGUACUUCAAACAUCUGAGUGAUGACCUGGAGGCCUACACAAACCAUGCUAGGAGGAAAACGAUCGAAUCGGCAGAUCUGGAGCUUCUCAUGAGGCGGCAAGGGCUGAUUACUGACAAGAUGCCUUUAAAUGUCCUAAUAGAGCGUCACUUGCCUCUGGAGUAUAGGAAAUUACUAAUUCCUGUUGCCACCAGUGGAAAUAAAGUCAUCCCGCUCAAUGCACGGUGACAUUUCGGCAGAGUGUCUGAUGCUGGAGACAGAUAAGACCCCACUUGGUGAAAGAUAUGUGGGGCUAGAACUGGAGUGGACAGAGCCCUACCAAACAGACUUGGCUGUACAUAGAGGGGAUGUGGAAAACCUUGACAUUAUGAAAAAUUUCUCUGAUGCCCUUCCCCCAAGUUUUUGUGAUACAGAAGCUAUGUUGUUUCUUUACUUGUACUGUGGUUGUAAAUAAAAUGAUGUUUUG
This is a messenger RNA of Eublepharis macularius, 2391 nucleotides long. RefSeq names its product centromere protein T (gene CENPT). The transcript is spliced from 13 exons. Bases 75 to 2153 code for a protein of 692 amino acids. Lineage: Eukaryota; Metazoa; Chordata; Lepidosauria; Squamata; Eublepharidae. Gene Ontology annotation, molecular function: protein heterodimerization activity; DNA binding. Gene Ontology annotation, biological process: chromosome segregation; mitotic cell cycle; kinetochore assembly. The record is from RefSeq and is a predicted model, not a curated record. Gene Ontology annotation, cellular component: kinetochore.